This is a messenger RNA of Teleopsis dalmanni, 1146 nucleotides long. RefSeq names its product probable cytosolic iron-sulfur protein assembly protein Ciao1. Lineage: Eukaryota; Metazoa; Arthropoda; Insecta; Diptera; Diopsidae. Gene Ontology annotation, molecular function: protein binding. The record is from RefSeq and is a predicted model, not a curated record. Gene Ontology annotation, cellular component: cytosolic [4Fe-4S] assembly targeting complex. The coding region runs from base 85 to 1074 and encodes 329 amino acids. The transcript has a single exon. Gene Ontology annotation, biological process: iron-sulfur cluster assembly.
UUUGACGUCACUAAGGAUUACCAAAACAUUUGUAAAUUGGAGUACGUGCGUGCUUCAGAGUUCUAAAAAUUAUUAUUAAAAAAUAUGGGAAAACUGCAACUCGAACACACUUUGAAAGGCCAUAAGGGCAGAAUAUGGGGCAUAGCAUGGCACGUGAAUGGUGUUAUAUUUGCUUCGUGUGGUGAAGACAAAACAAUACGCAUAUGGGGUGUAUCGGAUAAUGUAUGGACAACAAAAACAAUACUUUCAGACGGUCAUCAGCGCACGAUUAGAGAGAUAAGCUGGUCCCCAUGUGGGCAGUAUUUAGCUUCAGCUAGCUUUGAUGCAACUACAGCGAUUUGGUCCAAAACAUCAGGUGAAUUUGAAUGCAACGCUACAUUGGAAGGGCACGAGAAUGAGGUGAAAAGUGUGAGUUGGUCAAAUUUAGGUGGCUUACUAGCCACUUGUUCACGUGAUAAGUCUGUGUGGAUUUGGGAAGUUGUUGGCGACAACGAAUUCGAUUGUGCAGCUGUGCUCAAUUCUCACACUCAAGAUGUCAAACGUGUUGUGUGGCAUCCACAUAAAGAGCUUCUGGCCUCUGCAUCAUAUGACAACACAAUAAUGAUGUAUUCUGAAGGUGCUUGUGAUUGGGAUUGUGUCGCCACUUUAUCUUCACAUACUAGCACUGUUUGGGGUAUUGAUUUUGAUAGCACUGGAGACAGAUUAGUGUCGUGUAGUGAUGACAAAACAUUAAAAAUUUGGCGAUCUUAUAAACCUGACGAAGAAGAAUGCUUUAAGGAGAAUACAUGGAAACUAAUAUGCACUAUUUCGGGCUUACAUACACGUGCUAUAUAUGACGUGUCUUGGUGUAAAAUAACUGGACUGAUAGCUACGGCAUGUGGUGAUGAUGCAGUGAGAAUUCUUAAAGAAGACGAAAGUUCUACUAAAAAUGAACCAACGUUUUCGUUAGAGACAGCAGAAGAUAAGGCACACAUGCAAGAUGUGAAUGCUGUAAAGUGGAAUCCAAAGGUGUCUGGCCAGUUACUUUCCUGUAGUGAUGAUGGUACAAUUAAAAUAUGGAAAUUUGUGGAAUAAUUGGUUGAUGUAUGAGUUUGUUGGGUUAUGUGUACGAAUUAAUAAAAGUUAUAUUCUAUUAUAUAUAUUAAA